This is a messenger RNA of Planococcus citri (citrus mealybug), 1770 nucleotides long. RefSeq names its product nonsense-mediated mRNA decay factor SMG9-like. The transcript has 11 exons. NCBI's taxonomy places the organism in Eukaryota, Metazoa, Arthropoda, Insecta, Hemiptera, Pseudococcidae. The record is from RefSeq and is a predicted model, not a curated record. The coding region runs from base 311 to 1633 and encodes 440 amino acids. Gene Ontology annotation, biological process: nuclear-transcribed mRNA catabolic process, nonsense-mediated decay.
ACAAUAAAAAACAUUUCCGAGUAAAAAAAUUUCUACGCUGGAAAUUUUCGCAAUUUUCUUCGCAUUUCUGCAAUUUAGCGAUAAUUUUUGGAAUAAAUUUCGUGGAAGUGAUUUUCAUAGGAUAAUUAGAGAUUCAACAGUUGAAGAUGAUUAUGUAGCUGAGACCACUUUCAUCGUACGCGGAUUAUGUAUCAUGGAUGAUUAUGAUAGGAAAGAAUACAACAAGCGAAAGAAGAAUUUAUUUGUGGGACUGAACAAUUUUCUCGGAUGAGAAAUAAAUUUCUGUGUAGGAAAUUAAGACUCGUAGUAUAUGGAGUCUGUAAUAAAAUUGGAUAAAGAUGAGAAACCGUGGCUGAAACCUUCAUCGAUAUUACUAUCGAAACAUGAGAACGAUAAAGAGAAAAAAAUACACGUACUUCACGAGGGUACUUCUCAACCAACCAUCAUACUCAAAACCAGAGAUGGAGAAACACGAGCUUUGUCACCAAACCAGGCUCAACAGAUGUCUUCCACCAUUGCUAAGCCUAAGAAAGAUGCCGAAACUUAUAACGUAGCUAUUAAAAGUAAAAGUGUUUUGGCCAAGAAUACCAUACCAACUAAUGGUCUGUUAACCGUACCUUCGAUGACCGGUAGUCUAUGCCUUAUCGAAGAUGGUCAGUUUACCGGAGAUGGAGUGUUAGAUUAUUUAACCGAACACAACGAAUUCCUGGUGAUCGGUUGUCUAGGCUUGCAAGGAGUUGGGAAAUCUACUCUGAUGUCGAAAUUAUGUGGAAAUGCUGAAAAGAAAGAAAUUUUCAAGCUUCAGAAUCAAGAUAAUAUCGUUACCUGUACUCAUUGUACUUCGUCCAUUGAUCUAUUUGUGUCCAAGAAUCGGAUAUUCUUCCUCGAUACGCCUCCGUUACUUUCACCCUCGUUGAUGGAUAAAAUAAUUUACCAAGAGUCGAAGAAGGCGCCAUUUUCAUCGGCACCUCAACCGUUCAGUGGCGGAUCGCAGAUAUCCUGUGGAGAUUUUUCGUCUACCGAAAAUGCAUUGGAAAUUAUCUCGUUGCAAACAGCUGCGUUUAUUUUAUCAGUUUGUCACGUCGUUAUUCUAGUUCAAGACUGGUUCUAUGAUCCGAACUUAUUGAGAUUUCUACAAACGGCUGAAAUGUUGAAACCACCUAUGCCUACGACAUCGCAUAACGAAGAAUUGACCGAGUAUUUCCCUCAUGUGGUAUUUUUACAGAAUAAAGCUCAAUAUUCGGAUUAUACCCAGAGUACUAUUAGUACCAUGCAGGAUAUGUAUAGCCAAACGUUUCUCAGAUCAAGAUUACAAAUCCAGAGUGGCAUAGGUAUGGCGAAUGGAACGAUUAUUAAUCAUUUAAAUUCGUGUUCUUGCGGUGACCCAAUCAAUCUCUACGUACUUCCGGAUUUAGACGCAGAUGAAAAGAGUGAUUUCGUAGAUGGACAUCCCGGAUUCUGUAAUUUAUUGGAAAAACUAAAAAAAGACGUAUUCGGUAUACCGAAAAACCCUCUAACGCAUGCUCCGCUGUCUGAAAAAAAUUGGUUUCAUUACAGCAGUAAAGUGUGGGAAGCUAUAAAAAGUAGCUCGUUUUUCCACGAAUACGAUCGUUUGCUGUCUAAACACGAGUAAUUCUUGGAUAAAGAAAUUGUCGUGGAAUUAUUAAGUAAUUAAACAAUGGAGAGAACGCUAGUAGUGAUGUGCUGCAGCGAUCAUAUCCAUAAAAGGUCGAUGUAGAUCGAUUCUGUAUCUCUAUAUAGCUAAACAUG